Messenger RNA from Mya arenaria, 3444 nucleotides. Its product is annotated as serine-rich adhesin for platelets-like. The coding region runs from base 47 to 2596 and encodes 849 amino acids. The transcript has a single exon. Lineage: Eukaryota; Metazoa; Mollusca; Bivalvia; Myida; Myidae. The record is from RefSeq and is a predicted model, not a curated record.
UUUGACUUUGGAAAUGUACAGUUAGAAAUAAUCUUUCUUUACAUCCAUGUUGCGCGUUAUCAUAAUUUUUGCAUGUAUGUGCAUAGUAAAAGGGCAGUUUGUUAAACGUUUUGAGUUUGAGAGUGUUUUGGAGGGAAAAGGCACCAGGCGAAUUCCAUGGCGCUCUGGGGCAUCAAAUUUAGCCUCGCUGCACAUGUUCAAGGGCGAUAUCAUUGCUGUAAAUUUGUGUCUACCGGAAGCAACGUCCGUCACUAUUCAUGACCUGAUAUACUCCAAUGAUGGCGAAAGCGACAGAUUAGAAGUGUUUCUGGACAAUGUAAAUACUGGAAUUGUGAACACGGAGGCAAACAGUGGUGGAUUUGGGCGAUUCUGGGAUAAUUUCAAGUCGUCAGGGCAAGUAGCUUUGAGUCAGAAAUUGUCUCCUGGGAACCAUACCCUCGCGAUAUCUGUAACAGAAGGAGACUGUUAUGGCAGUGAAUUUGACGCUCUAGAAAUAUCUCUAAGUGUCAACGUCAGUGAGCAGCAACUAUGGUGUUACUCUGAACUUCAAUAUGCCGACAAGCCGACAGCUUGUGCGGAGAACAUUGACAAACCUGAAGUGUUAACAACUUCACAAGCUCCAAGUCCGACUACAAAAGCACAUAGUGAUACUACAGUGGCACAAACUUUAAUUACAGCAGCCCAACAGCCAACAACUCCUAGUCCAGUCACACGAGCUUUUAGUCCAACCCCACAAGUUUCUCGUGUAGCAACACAAACGCCUAGCCUAAAACCAAAAGCGCCUAGUUCAGCAACAUCAACGGCUAGUCCAACAACACAAGCGCUUAGUUCAACAACACAAGCGCCUAGUUCGACAACACAAGCAUCUAGUUCGACAACACAAGAGCCUAGUUCGACAACACAAGCGCCUAGCUCGACAUCACAAGCGCCUAGUUCGACAACACAAGCGCCUAGUUCAACAACUCAAGCGCGUAGCUCAACAACAUCAACGUUUAGUCCAACAACACAAGCGCCUAGUUCAACAACACAAGUACCUAGUUCGACAACAUCAACAGCUAGUCCAACAACACAAGCGCGUAGCUCAACAAUACCAACGCCUAGUCCAACAACGCAAGCGCCUAGUUCGACAACACCAACGCCUAGUCCAACUACAACACCUUUAGCUAUUGUAGAAACAACAGAUACUCAAACGGAAGCAACACCGGUGCCUGAUACUGUACAGCAGCUUAGUUUUGAGACAACCUGCAAAGAUGAUACAAACGUUAACAUUAAGUUCAACCCAUCCGUUUUCCGAAAUACGAAAGUCAUUGCAAGAGUAAUUGAUAGUAUCAAUGUGGCUGAUGGUCAAGGCAAAGGAAAAAGUCAAGGUAGGAAAAACGCUGGAACCAAACCAAACAGAGCUCGGAGAACGAGACGGCGGAGUCAAAGACAAGAUAGAAUCAAACGAGGGGCCAUUGAUGUCGUAAUGUGCGAAAGCUCCAUAUGGCAAAUCGGCGUGGAAGAUAAGAGCAAUAACGAACUUGGCGAUGUUAGUCAGAAAACGAAUAUCAGCUACAAAGUAGACCAAACAAACAGUUUCUUCUUGUUUCCUGGGACAAUUGACCCUCGUGUUACCAGACAUGCUUCUAUAAAAUAUUACAUACCGAAGAGGUUUAAUAUUCGGAGAGGAAGACUUGAUUUGACCCUUGGUCUGGUAAAAAACACAAGUGAAAAUGUAAAUAUUGGACUACAGUAUCAUAACAGAGCCAAAAAAUUGCCAUCUGACGUUGAAUAUGAAACCUUUUCUCCAAGUAAAAUUGUCUCUGAGUGGGAUUUUCCAGCAAACGCGGUUUCGCCGUCCCUGCAAAAUGAACUUACAUUGGUAUUCGACAAUGCUUCGUCGAUUCCCAUCAGCAUCGAUUAUGUUCGAUUGAGUUACCGGAAACAAGACUGGCCGACUACACCACAGUUAUUUUCUGACGGCAAAACGUGGCGAGUGCGUGGACGUCAGUAUAGAGAACGUAAGAAUCGACGGGGAAAACAGUUGCCCGUCACAGAAGGAAUGAGGAUCAACGUCGAUGAUGUUGCUCAAACAGGUCUGUACAAGAAAGUUAUGUUUUCUCCUAAAAGCUUACCAGGCAUCAGGGUGCUUACAAUUUAUGAAAAUGGCGAGCUUUUUGUGAACCACGAGACCAGAAAGGGGCGUAGGAUGAGUCGAGGCGACCGACAGGCUGGCCAACAAACUGACGUUUCCGGUUUUACGCUCGGGGGCAGGGAGCAUGCCGUUGCUUCCGUAGAUAUUGAUACAAACAAGGACGAGGUAAAUGUUAACUUAGAGGGAGGAAAUUAUGUGAAGUUUCUUCUUGCAUAUACAAAAACCGAGACUACAUUAACUGUGUUGGACACUAACAUGGAUUCCGGACCAUUGUCAUUCUUUUCUACGUAUAUAUCGGGCGCAUCUGCCGCAGUUACGGAUAUGACCGUUGACGGUCAAACAACGUAUAAAAUUAUGGACCUGUCUAUCGGCAACAGUAAAGGAAAAACGUUUAAAUUUGUAAAGAAUAAUGCUGACAAUAGUUUUGAUGUUAGUGAUGAAAUAGAAAUUGUUUUCCCAUAGCUGUCGAUCAUAUAAAACGAAUGGUCGAUUAUAAUAUUAUAAAUAUUUAGUUAGUUCGCUAUACUAAAUGUAUGCUUUGUACCUUUCUAAUUUGAACCAACUUAAUACAUGUAAGAGUGGUGUACUGUUUACAGAUUAUUCCAAUUCCUUUCAAGAAUAUUACUUCUUAAGAAUAACGUUUUAUUGAAUAUAUAGUAAAAGUGAACUGCAAUUCGUAAUCAACAAUGACCCCGGUGCUAUAAUUUGAAUUUUGUGUGAACAGACGACAUCAUGUUGCGCACAAAAUGCAUAUGUUUAACGAUUUUCCAAGACACAAAAGAUUUCUGUCAAUCGGCAAAAAUGCAAUAUAUAAACUAUUACGUACUUUAAUGUUUAAUCUUAUUAAUGGUAUUAUUAUUAUUAAUUAAAUAAUAAUAAUAAUAAUUUGGCAUUUGCAGCGUCAAAAACAUAUUAAAACGGAGAGGCGUCUGGCUUUGUUUGUUCCGAAACUAACAUGACUUUCAGAAAAGCGAAGAUGGUUACCAGAUGUAAGUGUAUAGAUUAUGUACAGAUUAAAAUGAACCGCCAUAUCUUAAAUAUGACAUCACUCAGCAAUUUGUUUGACUAACGUUUGAUAGAGUGUAUUCACAAAUACAUUGAGGCAGAAAUGCCAAUGAGUAUAUAGCGUUAUUGCAAUGACAUACAGAAAACAUAGUGAUCAAGGUCAUACAUACAUAUGUACACAUAAAUACUGAUAUACAUAUUAUAUAUGUUAUAGUGGAAGUACAAGCUAAACAAAGGAAUAAAUAACCUUGACUUUGCGGUGUUUUUGUUGUUGUUUGCUUGUGUUGUUAUUUUUAUUUUUUUUA